CAGCGGGAGAGGCUUUCCUUCAAGCUGUUAGUGUUUUAUCCUGGCAGGCUCCUCGAGGUUGUUGUGAGGAGUCUAGCCAGUUGGUGAGCUUUGUAAUCUAAACCAGCUGUCCCAGGCUGAGGCCCCCAUUUGCAUUGUUUAACAUACUUAGAAAAUGAAGUGUUCAUUUUUAACAUUCCUCCUCCAAUUGGUUUAAUGCUGAAUUACAGAAGAGAACUAAGCAAAACCAGGUGCUUUCUCUGUAUUCUCUCCAGUGUCUGAGGAGGUACAGACGGCUCCCGAUCUUCUCCAUUACUUGCCAUUUCAUUCUUUGGACUAUAAAUGACAGAGGAACUGAAGUGCUAGCAGAGGGUAAUGUUUGGAAAACUUUCUAGUUAUUCAUCAGCGCAGACUCUGGGUUUUUUCCACCUUUCCCCAACAGUUUUGGACAUGCAAGGAUUAAGAAGGAUACUGACUGCUUUCACACUGGCUAUCUGCCUUUCAAGCCCUGGAAAAGCACAGCAGCAAUGCACUAAUGGGUUUGACCUGGACCGUGCCUCUGGGCAAUGCUUAGAUAUUGAUGAAUGUCGAACCAUUCCUGAGGCCUGCAGAGGAGACAUGGUGUGUGUGAACCAGAACGGGGGCUAUCUGUGCGUGCCCCGCACAAACCCCGUGUACCGCUCGCCCUACCUGAGCCCCUACUCCAACGUGUACCCACCGCCCCCAGCCCCCGGCCCCGUCCCCAACUACCCCACUGCCACCCGGCCCCUCAUCUGCCGCUUCGGCUUCCAGCUGGAUGAAAACAACCAGUGUGCUGAUGUGGAUGAAUGUGCUUCAGAUUCUCACCAGUGUAACCCCACCCAGAUCUGCAUAAAUACUGAAGGGGGCUAUACCUGUUCCUGCACUGAAGGCUACUGGCUGUUGGAAGGCCAGUGUUUAGACAUAGACGAAUGUCGCUAUGGCUACUGCCAGCAGCUGUGUGCCAACGUGCCCGGCUCCUACUCCUGCACCUGCAACCCUGGCUUCACCCUCAACGACGAUGGGAGAUCCUGCCAAGAUGUGAAUGAAUGUACAAAUGAAAACCCUUGCACUCAGACCUGUGUCAACACCUAUGGCUCUUUUCUCUGCCGCUGUGAACCUGGCUAUGAACUGGAAGCUGACGGAGUUAACUGCAGUGACAUGGAUGAAUGCAGCUUCUCAGAGUUCCUCUGCCAGCACGAAUGUGUGAACGGGCCUGGUUCUUACUACUGUACCUGUCCUUCAGGAUAUAACUUGCUUGAUGACAGUAGAAGCUGCCAAGAUAUCAAUGAAUGUGAAAUCAGAAACUUCACCUGUACUUCACAGCAAACAUGUUUCAAUAUCCCAGGAGAAUAUAAAUGUUUAGAUCCAGUACGAUGUGAGGAGCCCUAUCUCCAGAUUAAUGAGAACCGCUGCAUGUGUCCAGCUGAAAACCCUGGGUGCCGAGAUCAGCCCUUCACCAUCCUGUACAGAGUGAUGGAUAUGGUGUCUGGGAGGUCUGUGCCUUCGGACAUUUUUCAGAUGCAAGCAACAACUCGCUACCCUGGAGCCUAUUACAUCUUCCAAAUCAAGUCAGGGAACGAGGGCAGGGAAUUCUACAUGCGGCAAACGGGACCCAUCAGUGCCACUCUGGUGAUGACCCGGCCCGUGAAGGGGCCGCGCACGAUCGAGCUGGACUUGGAAAUGAUCACUGUAAACACCGUCAUCAACUUCAGAGGCAGCUCUGUCAUCCGGCUGAGGAUAUUUGUAUCACAGUACUCCUUCUAAACCUCCAGUCUGUGCCCUGGAAGCAUUAAGCCAAAACAGACAGUUCCUCCUCUGCACAACUCUCUCCUCAAAAGCCAGUACCUAUAGAAGCUCCAGACCAAAUCACUAUUUCCACAGAGCUGUGACCUAUGCCUGUCUAGAGGCCUCUUCAUGCACAGUCCCGAGCAGGAUGCAAACAUCUGAAGAUCCCAUACGAUUGUCUGCGUGGUCAUGUAUUUUAAGGACUUUUCUCACUGUAAACACUUCUAGGGCAUGAGUUUAUGUGAAGACUGUGAACCUUUGUAGCUCCAAGGCUGCUUAGCAGAAAGCACCAAAAAACUGAGGAAAAAGCUGGCUUUUGCAAUCUUGCCUUUUUUAAAAUUUUUUUUCAUUAUAAAUGAAAAGCAGACAAACAAGCAGAAACAGAAACAAACAUCCACCUAUUGAAACAAGGGACCUCAGGAGUCCCAGUUUGCAUUCUCAAUUAUCUCUGGAAUUAUCAGUCAGGCACUUUGUUUCAAUUCACCCUGCAUUUGUCUUAGUUUCACCUGGUUUUUCUCAUUCUAUUUUAUAGUUAAAAUUCAUUGUAAAUUCAUUUCAAAAAACAUGUUGUACUAUGUAAUCUUUUGCUUUCUGACAAAGUGUCACAUGUUUGGGUUCCUUUCUGUAUUAAAUCUUUCUAUGUAACAAAGAUAGAAAUCUAUCACUGGAUGGUGUCUUUUACAACAUUUAGGAUUUUAUGCUUAUUUACACUCAAGAUUUUUGACACAGGCCUCCACUGCCAGAAUAGUGUCCAGCAUAAGUAGAGACUUUAGAGCAGAUAAGAAUCAGAAUUUUAUUUUUCCCUGUUUUCCUGAGUGUGAUAGUUGCAAACAGUGUGUAAUGGCUACAAGGUAGUAAUACUAACUCUGUAGGUAUGGCUGCAAUUAAUCUUCUGUUCAAAGACCACUCAGGUCAGACCUGUCCAUAUUCCUUCAUAAAAUAUUUUUUUCCACUUGCAGUCUCUCACCUACACUUCUAACAUGGGGGGAAAUAGCUGAAAAGGACUAGGAGCAGUCUUAUUCAUGCAGACCAGCCUAUACCAGUACCCCAAUCUCAAACAGUGGGAUCCCACAGUUUCCAUGGGCAUUGUCUUCUCAGGUAUAACUGCUGUAACCAAAAAAAAAAGUUUCUUCUAAAGUCUAAUCUGAAUCUCCAUUGUAAUCUAUUGCUUUUUAGCCUACUUCCAGUAGAAAUUGAGAACAGUUUAUCUUCCCCUUUGCAGCAGUCUAACAUGUCUGAAGACUGUUGUCAUGUCUCCCCUCAGACUGUUCUUCUCUAGUCUAAACAAACCCAAUUCUUUUGGUCUUUCCUCAUACAUCACAUUUUCUGGACCUUUGAUCAUUCUUGUUGCUCUCAUCUGGAUUCUCUCCAGUUGGUUCACAUCUUUUUUGAAGCACAGUGCCCAAAACUGUGAAAAGUAUUCCAGCUGAGGCCUCUCAGU
Camarhynchus parvulus is the source of this 3226-nucleotide messenger RNA. RefSeq names its product fibulin 5 (gene FBLN5). NCBI's taxonomy places the organism in Eukaryota, Metazoa, Chordata, Aves, Passeriformes, Thraupidae. The coding region runs from base 355 to 1764 and encodes 469 amino acids. The transcript has 11 exons. The record is from RefSeq and is a predicted model, not a curated record. Gene Ontology annotation, molecular function: calcium ion binding.